Molecule: messenger RNA, 3582 nt
Organism: Penicillium canariense
Lineage: Eukaryota; Fungi; Ascomycota; Eurotiomycetes; Eurotiales; Aspergillaceae
Product: glycerophosphocholine phosphodiesterase
Exons: 4
Coding region: 1-3582 (1193 amino acids)
Biological process (GO): glycerophospholipid catabolic process
Molecular function (GO): protein binding; glycerophosphocholine phosphodiesterase activity
Source: RefSeq, a predicted model, not a curated record
AUGAAGUUCGGCCGCAAUUUGCCCCAAUUUACGGUGCCCGAAUGGAGCGCUUCGUACAUCAAGUACAAGGCCCUGAAGAAGCUCAUCAAAUCGGCUGCGGAGCAAGUCAAAGCAGGCCAAGAGGCCGAUCUGGCUGGUUUCUUCUACUCCCUUGACCGAAAUGUCGAGGACGUCGAUUACUUCUACAACAAGAAAUAUGCCGAGUACGCCCGCCGUUUGAAGCUGCUGGAAGAACGAUAUGGCUACUCCAUGGAAGGCAUCCACCCGCUGGAGCCCGAGGACCGCCAUGACCUGCGCGAGGCCCUUCUCGACCUUCGCUACCACCUGCGUCGCUUACAGUGGUAUGGUGAGGUCAAUCGCCGCGGCUUCGUCAAGAUCACCAAGAAGCUGGACAAGAAAGUCGGCGCUCAGGCCCAGAAGCGCUAUUUGGAGACUAAGGUGGAUCCCGCUCCGUUUGCCUCCAAUGCGCGGGCUGUCAAGGCCCAGGAUCGCAUCAAUUCUUGGAUGGCCGUUAUUACGGACCAGUCGAAGGCGGAUGAGAAGCUGGUGGAUGAUGCUAGCUCAACCCACUCUUCUCUGUCACUCAAGCGCGGUGCCUCCCGGCCGUUUUUGAACUUGCCGACCAGCGUUGUGACCACUGUAGACGAGGCUUUGAGAAAUGACGACAUCCAUGUGCUGCUCGAACUGCUCGAGACAUUGAAGGCUGCGGCGGACGAGGCGGGUGAGGGAGUCUUUUCCAAGGUCCUCAAGACGCUCAUCCAGCGAUCCAUUCUGCACCGUGCCCGGGUCUGUUUGUCUGCACUGGUGCAGCGUGUGGACACGCUUGAGGAGGACGAUGACAUUAAUCGGCGCAAUUGUUUGCACCGCCUGGUCAUUUCAAUUGGUCGCGAACAAUCGACCAAUGACUCCGAGCCCGCAGCGUCUCUGGUCCUGGACUUCCCUCCAGAGACAUCCCGCUACAUCACUCCGGCGGCUCCGCCCACUCUGCAGCCACCACGUUCUGUGAUCAAGGAGGCGCAUAUGCCUCAGCAGCUAGGCCGCGACGAUCCAGCUGUAGUUCUCUUGCAGAAUCUGCUGGAUGGACUGCGUCCGAACCAACGCGAAUCAUUGAUGGCCAAGGAUCUCUCUGGCCGCACGCCGCUGCACUAUGCAGCCCAGUACGGUUUCAAGGUGGUCUGUGAAGUGAUUAUCGAGCACCUCAAGGCGUGGGAUAUGUUUGAUGUUAGCGAGGGAAUCGAUGGCACUUUGUGGCAGGACAAUGACGGCUGGGCCCCACUGCAUUUGAGUGUGGUCGGCGGCCACCCGAAGACCACCCGCUGCCUUUUGGACGCUGAAAAUUGGGAAGAGACCCAUAGCCCUGGCGACCGGGUCCGGAAACAGGUCUCGAAGUCUUCUGCUGUGCUCGCCCUUGCCACCAAGGCCAACUUUGUGGAUAUCGUCCAGCUGCUGGUAGAUGCUGGCGUGGAUAUCAAUUACCAGGACGAACAGGGUGAAACGGCCUUACAUGUUGCGGCCCGCUUUGGCCAUGAUGAAUGUGCCCGAAUCCUCCUGGACGGCACCGAAGACCAGAAAGCCGACACUGACCUGGCUGAAAAUACGUACGCGUGGACUCCGCUGUUCAUUGCCUGCGUUGAUGGCUCUUUGAGCGUAGCCAAGCUGCUGGUCGCUGCCGGCGCUGAUCUGGAGCGCUUUGAUUCAUCUGGCUGGACUGCAAAGGAGCAUGCUGCACUGCGUGGCCACCUCGCUAUCGCUCGGUGUCUUGCUGAAGUCAGCCCCGGUCCUCCCGCUACCGAGCCUGAGCCAAUUACUGUUCCCAGCUACAGCCCUUCUCCCUCAUCAUCGCCGCCGGGCCAGUCAUCCCUGACUGAUCGGCGGUCGAACGUCCCUGGACCGACAUCCGGGAGUCCUGGGUUACGCAAUACUGAACCUAUUAAGACUUUUGGACAUCGGUAUCUUACCGACGAGACCAUGAUCCUGGUCAGCCUAGGUACUAUGGAUAUGCGCAAACCCUUGGAGACGGUCAGCCUAGACCGGAUCCCUAUGGAGAAUGCGCACGCGACACAGCUCGAUACCGCUCUGUCUAUGGUGGUCAGUGCGAGCGGUGCCCACGGCGAGCCGGAGGUCAUUGACCUACCCGUGCAAGACAACAUCUCGACUGAGCCGAUUGUCUUCCACACGACCGAUGCAAGCAAAGUUCGUCUGCUCUUUGACUUGGUACCCACCUACUCGGGCUCCAAGGACCGUGUUGUCGGCCGGGGUGUUGCUCUGCUCUCCAGCAUCAAACAAUCUGUGGGAUCCCAGCGCAUCAAUCUUAAGGGCGAUUCCACCAUUCCCAUCGUGGCUGCCAAUACCUUGGAGGUUAUUGGGUCUGUGACCUUCAACUUUCUCGUUAUCACUCCUUUCAAACACCCAAACAUGUCGAUCACUGGCAACCAGACUUACUGGCGAUCCAUGAGCUCGACGAUGGUGAUUGGACACCGCGGGUUGGGUAAGAACAUGGCCAGCCGUCGCUCCCUCCAGCUGGGCGAAAACACUAUCCAAUCCUUUAUCGCAGCUGCGAACUUAGGUGCUUCCUACGUCGAGUUCGAUGUCCAACUUACCAAGGACCAUGUUCCUGUCAUCUACCAUGACUUCCUGGUCAGCGAGACGGGUAUUGACGCGCCCGUUCAUACUCUCACGCUCGACCAGUUCCUGGAACUGGGCAAAGGUCGACACCGAAAUGUGCUGCCCGAAAGCGUGGACGUCCACGGCGCCACGACCCUCGGUCCCCGCCAGCGGUCCAUGUCUGUUGGUGGCUCCGAGUACGAUCCUGCCGAAUUGACCGAGAGAAUCAAACACACACGCGACUUCAAGAAGAAGGGUUUCAAGGGCAACACCCGCGGCGAGCACAUUCAAGCCCCCUUCGCCACCCUGGAGGAGCUCUUCAAGAAGAUCCCCAGAGCUGUGGGCUUCAACAUUGAAUUGAAGUACCCCAUGCUCCAUGAGAGCGAAGAGGAGGAGAUGGAUACCUACGCCGUUGAACUUAACUCGUUUGUCGACACCGUUCUCACCAAGGUCUACGACCUGGGCCGCGGCCGUGACGUGCUGUUCUCUAGUUUUAACCCGGACAUCUGUCUCCUCUUGUCCUUCAAGCAGCCGUCCAUCCCUGUUCUUUUCCUGACUGAUGCCGGCGCCUCUCCCGUUGGCGAUAUCCGAGCCAGCAGUCUGCAGGAGGCUAUCCGGUUCUCCUCGCGAUGGAACCUUCUCGGCAUUGUAACCCAGGCUGAGCCUCUCGUCCUCUGCCCACGUCUCGUCCGCAUCGUCAAGGAAUCCGGUCUCGUCUGCGUGUCCUAUGGCGCGCUCAACAACGAAGGCGCAAACGUGGACUACCAAGUCGCGGAAGGCAUCGACGCCGUUAUCGUCGACUCCGUUCUCGGCAUCACAAACGGCCUCAUUCAGCGCCAAAAUAAGGGUGAGCGCACGCCCGGUCCCUCGCCGAACCCACACCCCGUCGCCGACAAGGGUGCCAUCACCGUCCCGGUACUUGAGCAGGCAAAGCGGAAUCACCCCAACCCUAACCUCGUCCCCGCUGCCAUCCUUUGA